Messenger RNA from Pyrenophora tritici-repentis Pt-1C-BFP, 1785 nucleotides. Its product is annotated as Fungal-trans-2 domain containing protein. The record is from RefSeq and is a predicted model, not a curated record. Gene Ontology annotation, molecular function: transcription cis-regulatory region binding; DNA-binding transcription factor activity. Gene Ontology annotation, biological process: positive regulation of transcription by RNA polymerase II. NCBI's taxonomy places the organism in Eukaryota, Fungi, Ascomycota, Dothideomycetes, Pleosporales, Pleosporaceae. Gene Ontology annotation, cellular component: nucleus.
AUGCCCGAAUCGUCCACAGGCCCUCCUAAGCCUAGAAAACCCCGGCCUUCUCGAGCGCGAGGCUUGCGCACAACUACUGGUUGCCUCACCUGUAGACGAAGAAGAGUCAAAUGUGACGAGCAACGGCCUCGUUGUGCAACAUGCACCAAAUCCGACAGGGAGUGCCUGUAUUCUUCACCAAACGACACUCCGGGUGCAAACAGCACUGCAUCCGGCUCAGUACAGUCUGCGACGUCGCCGGCACAUGAUGAUGCGUCGGUGGCUACCACAUCGCCAAACCCGGCCAGGCGCCUCAUCCCAAGUGACAUGGAUCCUAUGCUCUUCAAAAAUUCACCCGAACUUUUGUUCGACUCGCCCUCUACUAUCCUCAACUCUUUGCCAUCUCCCAAUUCUGCACCCUUGGCCUACUACGACCUGCUUGCGGAAGAUGCCAUCAACAACAUUGACAAAUACAAUCUCAAUGUCGACCUUGAUAGGGACCCCUUCUCGCGCCGCUCAAGCCCCAUGCCAGGGGCAACACCAGAGUCAUCAAAUAUUGACCCACAGCUUUACACACCUGAGCAUCUAGGAGGACCCGAGUCUGUAGUGCAUGAGGAAUGGAACACUACCGAGGUUAUACCUCUGUCAGAUAAUGAGCUUGUGCUAUUAAAACACUACGUCAGCGUAAUCGGGCCCAUACUGGAUUUGAUGGAUCCCUCGAGGCAGUUUACUGUAACGGUUCCUCCCCUAGCCGUUCACAACGUGGGCCUUUUGAAGUCUCUGCUGGCUGUGUCGGCACGACACAUGGCACUCUUGAGCGAGCCACAACUGCACCGACUCAAUCUGGAUGACUCUACGUCAGACAAUGACAAUAGCUCUGCAUACCUCCGCAGUCCCCUGAUACAAGCUGCAACACAAUACUACUACGAGACCCUCCAUUACCUCUCAAAGAAUCUCUUCUACCCAUCAUAUUCGAAAUCAAGAGAGAUUAUAGCAACAUCCAUUCUUAUAAGCACGUACGAGAUGUGGGACGCAGAAGGCCAGUACAGCAAUGGGGCAUGGGAAAGACAUCUCCGUGGUAUAUUUUGGAUACAAAGAAGUCAAAACAACAAUGGAGAGUGCAGAGAUCCACUCAGAAGAGCCGCUUGGUGGCAAUGGUUGCGCCAAGAUAGUUGGGUUGCUUUACGUGAAGGGCGAAGGGUACUUACCAUAUGGAGACCUACCAAGCGGCUGAUGGACCUAAGCGCAGACGAACUUGCCUUGCGCAUACAGUAUAUUUGUGGGCGCUGUGUAGACUUUGCCGCUAAUGAGAAAAAGUAUGAUAUGAGCACGCGCAUCGACCAAGGCGCGAAGCUACUGCAAGCACUCGAAGAUUGGUACAGGGUGCUUCCGCGCGCAUUCCAUCCCAUUCAUCGGGGAACACCUGAGCCAGGCGCGUUAUUCGCACCAAUCUGGAUACAUCCUCCGGCGUAUGCAGCCGCAAUUCAAGCAUUCCAUGUUGCUCGAAUCAUUGUUCUUGUCAACCAGCCUUCAAUGGGAGGCAUAGACGAGUUCCGGAUUCGACAGCGAUUCCUGGAUGAGAGUGUUGAGACAAUCUGUGGUAUCGCGAUGCUGGAUCAUCAAGGAAAAGAUCUUCCGAGCGCGAUGAUCAACUGCCAGGCCCUAUAUGCUGCUGGUCUAUGCGUUCAGAACCCCGUCAAGCAGACAGCCAUCCUCCGUCUCUUGGAUCAGAUACUUGACAUUACCAAGUUUCCACCAAAGACAUUACUCGACGAUCUGGCCAACUACUGGCGGGCUGAGUCAUGA